Messenger RNA from Yamadazyma tenuis ATCC 10573, 1524 nucleotides. RefSeq lists its product as uncharacterized. Gene Ontology annotation, biological process: transmembrane transport. The record is from RefSeq and is a predicted model, not a curated record. Lineage: Eukaryota; Fungi; Ascomycota; Pichiomycetes; Serinales; Debaryomycetaceae. Gene Ontology annotation, molecular function: transmembrane transporter activity. Gene Ontology annotation, cellular component: plasma membrane.
AAGACGGAGCAGAUUUUGUCACAAACAGCAUAGAAUGAGUGUGGUAGAUACCAAAGACCUAGAGAAACAAACGGACGAGCCUGAAGCGGGGGAAGAGAAGCAAGGGUCCUCGGACGAUGCCAGCUCCAGUGACUAUAUGGUGAUCUCUGACGACGAUCCCAAAUAUACGCGGUUUUCCCCCCGAAGAAAGUCUCUUUUUGUGUUUAUCAUCUCAUUAGCAGUGUUUCUUGCACCGCUGUCGACGGUAGCAUUCUUGCCGGCCAUUCUGAACAUUGCCGAGGAGUUCGGCACCACGCAAACCAUUAUCAAUAUCUCAAAUGCCUGUUAUUGUGUGAUGAUGGCCAUUUCGCCCUGUGUCACCAGUCCUUUGGGAGACAUUUAUGGCCGUAGAAUCAUGUUUUUGAUUUGCUGUUUCGGGUUCACGGUGCUGACAAUUCUCGUGGCGGUUUCCCAGAACUUGGCCAUGUUCAUUGUGUUCAGACUCUGUUCGGCCUUCUUUGGAGUGGCUUUUUUCCCGUUGGGUGGAAGUAUUGUAUCUGACAUCUACAUACCCAAGGAAAGAGGAAAUGCCAUGGGAUGGACGUUGUCCGGGUCGCAGCUUGGUCCGGCAUUUGCUCCAUGUAUUGGUGGGGUCAUCAUCACCUAUACGACGUGGAGGGUGAUUUUCUGGGUUCUUGCCGGAGUUGGUGGAGUUGCCUUGGGCACUGCGUUUGUGUUUUUAAAGGAAACUGCCACCGUGAAGAAGUGUGAGGUGUACAAAAAGGAGCAUCCGGGGAAGAACCAGAUAGGCCGCUUUGUAUGGGUUCCUUACAACCCGUUCCAGGUGGUGCGUGCUUUCAAAUAUCCUAACUUGAUUCUUGGAGGCUACAUGAGCAUGACGCUUCUUUACAAUAUGUACGGAUUACUUACUCCUAUUCGUAACGUCAUUGACCCUCGGUUCAACCUCACGACACCCGUGUACGGCUCAUUGUUCUAUUUGGCUCCGGGGAUGGGAUAUCUUAUCGGGUCGCUUGUGGGAGGUAAAUGGGCUGACUACUACGUUCGUAAGUUCGAGAAGAUGAGAGGUGAAAGGAUUCCAGAAGAUAGGCUCCGGUCCACCUAUGUGUCAUUUGGGUUUGUGUUGCCUGUCAGUGUGCUUAUCUUCGGAUGGCUGAUUGACAAAGAGGUGGGAGGAAUGGCUCUUCCAAUUAUCACGCUUUUCUUCAAUGGAGUGGCCCAGACCUUUUGUUUCCCUAGUAUCAAUGCGUACUGUGUGGACUGUUUGCCUCAUCUAGGUGGAGAUGCCAUUGCCAGCAACUACUUUGCUCGGUACAUUGCCGGGGCCGUGGGUAGUGCCACUUGUCUUAUGCAAAUUAACACCAUUGGAGUGGGAUGGACCAACACCAUUUCGUCGUUUUUAUUGUUUUCAGGAUUCUGUUGCACUUUGGUGUUGAUUCGGUUUGGGGGGAAGAUGAGGGAGAAUGUUACAAAGAAUAUGAAAAGUUAGAGUUAUAGACAUCUUUAAUAGACAAAGUAGACAAGGAA